Molecule: messenger RNA, 1826 nt
Organism: Aplysia californica (California sea hare)
Lineage: Eukaryota; Metazoa; Mollusca; Gastropoda; Aplysiida; Aplysiidae
Product: pancreatic lipase-related protein 2
Exons: 8
Coding region: 232-1731 (499 amino acids)
Biological process (GO): lipid metabolic process
Molecular function (GO): carboxylic ester hydrolase activity; protein binding; lipase activity
Source: RefSeq, a predicted model, not a curated record
CAUUUUAGUUUAUCUCUCUGGGGUUGUUUUUUUGGUUGUUUUUCAAUUCUGUUUUCUUUCGUUUUUCUUUUGCCUUUUUUGUGUACAUUAUUAUGCAAUUUAAGCUCUUACUCCUGGCGUAAUUUGAUUCACUUCGGACUGUCUGCCAGCUUUCAAGCGUCUGUCAGAGAUUCUUCACCCUUGUUCUGUUUCCUCGAUCUUCCACUCCAUUUUGAAAACUUUGAGCUCACAAUGGGCAAAGUUAUUUUCAUUAUCUUCGUCCAAGCCCUGGUCCUUCAAACUGCCGCCUCAGCUUCAUCUUCGUCGAUAUCAGGAUCUACCCACGCCACCACCCCAAAGCCAUAUAGAACCGUCUGCUACCCUCCGCUUGGCUGUUUCAGCAACCGGCCUCCUUUUCACAACGCCGGCGGGUCAGUGCCCGCAUCCCCCGAGAGUCUAAACGUUGGCUUGAGACUGUACACCAGAGCGAAUAGAGCUAGCUAUGAGAGUCUGGACUACAAAACGACCAACAGUCGGCGGUUUAGCAAUCAGCGAGACACCAAGAUUAUCGUUCACGGAUUUGCCAACAGCGGCGAUACUGAAUGGGUGGUCAAGAUGAAGGAUGCUCUACUUUCAGAGGGAGAUUACAACGUGAUUGUGGUAGACUGGCACUCCGGCGCUGGGUUCCCCUUCUACGAGCACGCCACGGCCAAUAUACGGGUGGUCGCCGCGGAGAUCAAAGUGCUCCUGGAAGGCUAUGAGCGCAAAGGUCUGAACUUGACCACUGUCCACUUCAUUGGUCACUCCCUAGGGGCCCAUCUGUCAGGGAAUGCUGGAUCCAUGUUGGGCUCCAGGAUUGGAAGGAUUUCAGGUCUCGACCCAGCAGGACCCAACUUCGAGAACACUCCCGACGUGGUUCGUCUAGACAAAGGAGACGCCCAAUUUGUGGACGCCCUUCAUACAAACGGGGCGUACCUGUCUCUGAUCUCUGGAGGCUUCGGCAUACACAAGUCCGUGGGUCUUGUCGACUUCUUCGUCAAUGGCGGACAGCAUCAACCGGGAUGUCGAGAUAGUGUAAUAGGAAAGAAAAGAUUCUUGAGCAGCCUUGGGCACCAAGUGUCCUGCAGUCACGGAAGAGUCCACGAGAUUUACAUCGAGUCGAUCAAAUCAAGGUGUUCCUUUUUGUCGUACCCUUGCAAAAGCUACGAGGAAUUCCAGAAAGGCAACUGCUUGACGUGUAGCAACGGCGGCUGCAGCUCCGCGGGCUAUUUCGCCAACAAACACCCAAGCACCGGCGGCAAGUACCUGAUGACCAACGACCACGCCCCUUUCUGCGGGAACCACUUCGACGUCUACGUCAAAGGUCACGAGGACGCGCCCUCUAGGACAGACGGCACCAUCUACGUGGCUCUGGUGGGGACGCAAGGGGAGACAAACUAUACCAGAGUGACCAUCAAAAACAGAUAUCUUAACGGCUCAAUCGUCACAGACAAUCUAGUGCUCUUCAACAAAGACGUCGGGGAGGUACAAUCUAUACGUGUGAAAUACGUCAAGGACCCUGGCUUCUUCGCGCAUGGAAAAAACAACCAUGUCAUUUCUGCCGUCCACCUGAAGUCCGGCAUAAACUCAAAAAGUUACACCACUUGUGUAUCCAGAUUUGAGCUGCAGACUGGCGUGGCCAGAACUAUCCCAGUCCGACUCGUGAGCAGAAGCAGAAGCGCCAACUGUGAAGUUCCCGCCUACUUUGGUUAACCAUCACCUCUAUCUGUUCCUGUCGUGUUAUGCAAGAAAAAUUCUGGAAUUAUGCAAACUGCGCCCCAAAAAAGUGAAAUUAUGCGAUUCUGUUA